AUGGACGAAGGGAUCGACACUUUGCAAUCCCUGUACUCGCGUUCGGGAAGGUUAUUUUCCGACGGCCCUUCUUCAAACGCAGCGGGUGAGUCUCGUUGUACUGCUCGACGAGACCAAGGACAUCUACAAUCAGCUGGACACGAGGCUUCUAGCUGUACCACGACGGUGGACAGCCACGCCAGCGGUCGAGGUCACUCGUCUGGACGCCAUUCACAUCGCGGUGGUUCAAAAUACGCUCCAUUAGGCAGCGUUGACCACCGCUUGAGUCCACCAAAGGAUGUGGUGGCAAUGGGAACAUUUGAUCCGGCUCGAGAGUCGGAUUCGCUUGAUGUUCAAGAGCUGAUCCGUCUAACGGAACAGUUGCAAGAUGACCUGGCUCACGAACGAUCUCGGCGUUAUGAGCUUCAGGAUCUUGUAAGGGAUAAUUACACUUCCAUAACGCACGAUCGUUCGGACGAUCGUGCCGCUUUUGCGUUCGCACAACUUGAGAACGAACAUUUGACUCGUUUUCUUCGUGAUGAGCUGGCUGUAGCUCGUCAGGAAAUUGCUCAACUACGUGAACAGGUCGCUUCGCUAGUCGACCAGACUGGCUCGUUGAAACGGGACCACUCGAAGGUGGUCUCGGUUCUUGACCGCGGAGGUGUUCUCAGCAUCUUGGAACCGGGAUCGUACUGA
Peronospora matthiolae is the source of this 675-nucleotide messenger RNA. The record is from the annotation of a GenBank genome assembly. NCBI's taxonomy places the organism in Eukaryota, Oomycota, Peronosporomycetes, Peronosporales, Peronosporaceae.